CCUCGGGAGUUGUUGUUCCGGCUGCGCCCGCGGAGGCUGAGGAGUUUGGCCGGGUGAAUGUGAAGAGAAGUUUGCAGAACUGAAAUGGAGGUCAGAGCUUCAUUGCAGAAGGUUAGUGGGUCAUCUGAUUCUGUGGCUACACUCAACAGUGAAGAAUUUGUUUUGGUUCCUCAGCAUGCAGAUGAUUCUUCUACAAAAGAUGACAAACCUCAGCUGAAGAUAGUUUCUAAUGGUGAUGAACAGCUGGAAAAAGCCAUGGAAGAGAUUUUGAGAGAUUCUGAGAAAGGGCAAAGCAGUCUUCUUGGUGAUUGUCAAAUUUCCAGUGAGAUUUCAGACCAUUCAUUUGGAGAUACUGCAGCUAGCCAAACAAAUAAGCCAUCUCUUCAGUUAAUUUUGGAUCCAUCUAAUACAGAAAUUUCUACACCUGGACCAUCUUCUCCAAGUGGACUACCUGAAGAAGACAGUGUUUUAUUUAACAAACUAACCUACUUAGGAUGUAUGAAGGUUUCCUCCCCACGUAAUGAAGUGGAGGCUUUACGGGCAAUGGCAACCAUGAAAUCUUCCAGUCAGUAUCCCUUUCCUGUUACUCUUUAUGUGCCAAAUGUUCCAGAAGGUUCUGUGAGAAUUAUUGAGCAAUCCAGCAAUGUGGAGAUAGCAUCUUUUCCAAUUUAUAAGGUGUUAUUUUGUGCACGUGGACAUGAUGGAACGACAGAGAGCAAUUGCUUUGCAUUUACAGAGAGUUCCCAUGGUUCAGAGGAAUUUCAGAUACACAUUUUCUCCUGUGAAAUUCAAGAGGCAGUCAGCAGAAUUUUAUAUAGUUUCUGUACAGCAUUCAAACGUUCUUCCAGACAAGUGUCUGAUGUUAAAGAGUCGAUUAUUCCUACCCCUGACAGUGAUGUGUUUACCUUCAGUGUCUCCCUGGAGGUAAAAGAAGACGAUGGAAAAGGAAACUUCAGUCCUGUGCCAAAGGACAGAGAUAAAUUUUAUUUCAAAUUAAAACAAGGAAUAGAGAAGAAGGUUGUGAUUACUGUGCAGCAACUUUCUAACAAAGAAUUAGCUAUUGAAAGAUGUUUUGGAAUGUUAUUAAGCCCAGGUCGAAACGUGAAGAACAGUGACAUGCAUUUACUGGAUAUGGAAUCCAUGGGAAAGAGCUGUGAUGGGAGAGCUUAUGUUAUCACUGGCAUGUGGAACCCCAAUGCACCAAUAUUCCAGGCUCUUAAUGAGGAAACCCCAAAAGAUAAACGAGUGUACAUGACUGUGGCAGUGGAUAUGGUCGUCACAGAGGUGGUGGAGCCUGUUCGCUUUCUCCUGGAGACAGUGGUUCGUGUGUACCCUGCAAAUGAGCGAUUCUGGUAUUUCAGCAGAAAGACUUUCACAGAGACUUUCUUCAUGAGAUUGAAACAGUCAGAGGGAAAAGGCCAUACCAGUGCUGGAGAUGCAAUUUAUGAAGUGGUGAGUCUACAGCGAGAGUCUGACAAGGAGGAACCAGUCACUCCUCCCACGAGUGGAGGAGGUCCAGUGUCACCCCAGGAGGAUGAAGCAGAAGAGG
Carlito syrichta (Philippine tarsier) is the source of this 1549-nucleotide messenger RNA. RefSeq names its product rab GTPase-activating protein 1-like. The annotation marks the transcript as partial. Lineage: Eukaryota; Metazoa; Chordata; Mammalia; Primates; Tarsiidae. The record is from RefSeq and is a predicted model, not a curated record. The transcript is spliced from 11 exons.